Molecule: messenger RNA, 1528 nt
Organism: Manacus vitellinus (golden-collared manakin)
Lineage: Eukaryota; Metazoa; Chordata; Aves; Passeriformes; Pipridae
Product: bone morphogenetic protein 8A-like
Exons: 7
Coding region: 1-897 (298 amino acids)
Biological process (GO): SMAD protein signal transduction
Cellular component (GO): extracellular region
Molecular function (GO): growth factor activity; cytokine activity
Source: RefSeq, a predicted model, not a curated record
AUGGCCCUUUGCUCUGCAGUGGAGCAGGACCGGGACAUGUUCUCUCCGAAGCCGUACUGGAAGGAGUUCAGGUUCGACCUGACCCAGGUGCCCGCGGGCGAGUCCGUCACGGCCGCCGAGUUCCGCAUCUACAAAGCCCGGGGGACGUCCCGGCAUGGCAACAACAGCCUGCACAUCAGCAUCUACGAGGUGGCUGCAGGGCACUCCAACAGGGAAUCUGACCUGUUCCUGCUGGAUGUCCAGGACCUGCGUGCCGGGACAGAGGGUUGGCUGGUGUUUGACGUCACAGCUGCCAGCAACCACUGGUUACUGGAUCAGAAAUACAACCUGGGGCUGAGGCUCUACGUGGAGACAGAUGAUGGGCACAGCGUCGAUCCGGGCUCGGCGGGGCUGUUGGGGCGCCGGGGGCCCCGCUCCAAGCAGCCCUUCAUGGUGACUUUUUUCCGGGCGAGUCCCAGCCCUGCCCGUGUCACACGAGCGGCCAAACCCCCGAGGAGGCGGCAGCCCAAGAAGACCAACGACCUCCCACAUCCAAACAAGCUCCCGGGAAUUUUUGAUGACGUCCACGCCGCGGACAGGCGGCAGGUCUGCCGGCGCCACGAGCUCUACGUCAGCUUUCAGGACCUCGGCUGGCUGGACUGGGUGAUCGCUCCGCAGGGAUACUCAGCCUAUUACUGCGAGGGGGAGUGUGCCUUCCCCCUGGACUCCUGCAUGAACGCCACCAACCACGCCAUCCUGCAGUCCCUGGUCCACCUGAUGAAGCCUGAGGCCGUGCCCAAGGCGUGCUGUGCCCCCACCAAGCUCAGUGCCACCUCUGUCCUCUACUACGACAGCAACAACAACGUCAUCCUCAAGAAGCAUCGCAACAUGGUGGUGAAAUCGUGUGGCUGCCACUGAUGGACAGGUCCCAUCCCCAUCCCUGAACAUCCCAUCCCCACCUCUGAAUGCCCCAUCCUCAAACAUCCCAUCCCAACCCCAUCCCUGAACAUCCCAUCUCCAUCCCUGAACGUCCCAUCCCACCCCCACCAGAGCAAUGUGACACUGGGUUUCUGCUGCGUGUGUGGAAGAGGAGUUUCAUGGGCUGCAUCAGAGCCAGAAGUCCAUUAAUAAUAAUAAUAAUAAUAAAUAAUAAAAAUAAAUCCCUCCCACCCCUUCCUAGAAGUGGAUGUAAAUAAUAUAAAACUUCUAUUCUCUUACCCUGCUUAAUGAGACACAUAGAUAUAUACAAGCAUAUAUAUAUAUAUAGGAAAGAGAGGAUUUGUGGCUGGUUCUGUGUCUGGUUUGUCUGUGGCUGAUGUGUUUUCCCCUCAUGCUGCUGCAGUCUCUGGUGGAAGCAGUUUGGGCUUAAGGGUAACUAGGACAAGGGAGGCAGCAUCUGAGUUGCUCUGGGAUUGAGCUGUUUCUAGCUGUGUAUUUCUAACUAACCCACCUCUACCCAGUGCUUUUAAUUCCCUUAAUGAAAAUAUCAUCAGCCAAUUAAGUAGCUGGCUGACUAACCCGCUCCUGUUUACCUAAAGUUCACCAAACU